This is a messenger RNA of Lizanozyma spartinae, 2382 nucleotides long. It is a transcript of the gene UBP13, whose product is annotated as ubiquitin-specific protease. Gene Ontology annotation, cellular component: nucleus; cytosol. Gene Ontology annotation, biological process: protein deubiquitination. Gene Ontology annotation, molecular function: cysteine-type deubiquitinase activity; cysteine-type endopeptidase activity. Lineage: Eukaryota; Fungi; Ascomycota; Pichiomycetes; Serinales; Debaryomycetaceae. The coding region runs from base 1 to 2382 and encodes 793 amino acids. The transcript has 3 exons. The record is from RefSeq and is a predicted model, not a curated record.
AUGCCCUUAACCAAACGACAAAAGGAACAGAAAUCAUCAUCAUCAUCGUCAAAACUGGAUCCUAGUAAGAAUAACCAUGAACCCGAUGAAAUACCAGAUGAAGAGAAAUCUAACACCAGGGGCAAAAGAGGAAGUAUAUUUGGAUUAAAGUUUGGAACCUCGAACAAUAAUGUAUCAUCAUCUAUUGGUCAUUCGAGUAUUAUCCAUGAAAAGAAACAUGGUUCCAAUUAUACUGUUGCAGCUAAAGAUUGUAGUGAAUUGGAUCUUGAUCAAAGAAUAAGAAUUCAAAAUAGUCCAGAUAUUCAAUCCCUACAAUUGUUUGUAACCAAGCCUCAAAUACUGCAACCAUUACCUCCUAUUCCUCAAUCACAAACACAAGCUCCACCCCCUAGUAGUUCUUCAACACUUUCAACAAAUAUUUUCAAAAAGAGUUUUCUACUGAGUGUUCCCACCACCCUUAAUGACGAUGAGAAUGAAAGUAGUAACACCACCAAUAACAGUAGCAAUAAUACUAAUGCUGCUACAACAGAGGAAGUGGAAGUUAUGAACCCCUUGGCUCCAUCAGUAGUGGUAGUGGGUAUCCCAUAUCCAGAACCAUUCUUAACUAACCCAAUCAAUCUGUAUAGUCCACAUCCUACAUCGGAACACAGGAAAAGAUCAGCAUUAAUUAAUGGUCCAUUAAUCAACCUAGAUACUUCGUUAAAAGCACCCGUAUCUCAGACAGAAGACUUGGCCUUACUUUAUGCAUUGAAGGAAAUCUUUGAAUGUAUGACGGAAAAUAGAUCUCAAAUUGGUGUUGUUUCUCCACUGCAUUUCAUCACCAAAUUGAAGGAAAAGAACUUUUUAUUCCGUCAAACAAACAUGCAUCAAGAUGCUCAUGAAUUUUUCAAUUACUUGUUGAAUGAAAUAAUUGAAUGCUUAGAUUCGGAAUUGGGACCCAAGAAUAAUUGGUGUAAUAAGAUUUUCCAAGGGGUUAUCACCAAUGAAACCAAAUGUCUUUCAUGUGAAACAAUUACAUCAAGAGAUGAAAAGUUUCUUGAUUUAUCAGUCGAUGUUCCUCGAGGAAAUAGUUCAUAUUCGUUGAAUUAUUGCUUGAAUAACUUCUCUAAGAUCGAGACAUUAAGGUCCCAAAAUAAGUUUUAUUGUAACACUUGCUCGUCGUUACAAGAAGCCACUAAAACAAUUAAAUUGAAAUCAUUACCUGAAACUUUGGUGAUUAAUUUCAAGAGAUUCAAAUACAAUGAAGAAUUAGAUAAAAUGGUUAAGCUUUUCGAUCCUAUAAGUUAUCCCUUCAAAUUAAGAGUGUUCAAUACUACCGAUUGUGAUUCGGAUGAAGAAGACAACGUUGAAGAUGAAGGGUUUGUAUUAUACGAUUUAUAUGCGUUGGUGAUUCAUAUUGGAGGAGGACCAAUGCAUGGACACUAUGUUGCAAUCUGUAAGAUCAAAGCAGGUUUAUGGUUACUUUAUGAUGAUGAAACCGUGGAAUUAGUAGAAGAAUCAUAUGUGAUGAGAUUCUUUGGCAGUGGACCAGGAUUGGCCAGUGCAUAUAUUUUAUUUUAUUCAAAGACUUGUGAACAAGAUCAUCAAGCAGAUUUAUCUAAUGAUGGAGUACAUUUAGGAUUUGAUAUUGCUAAUUUAUAUCAUGGUGAAGAUUAUACUUUGAACGUUAACAAUAAGAGACGUACCUCUGAAAUGUCAUCUACACCUUCUCAUUCUACUACUGCUACUGCAAAGACUAAACAUAGCAUAUUUGGUAGACAUCAAGAAGAUGAGAAUAAUAGUUCCUUUACUACAACAACAACAGCUACUACUACUACUACUACUUCCACUACCACCAAUAAGAAGGAUAAUUUGUUAUCACCUCCAGCCAUUGCAUCAUCUCCAACAUCUAAACCUGAGGAAGACUCUACAUUUACUUUCUCAUCUGAUAUUUCAAGCUUAGACACCGGAAGACAUAGCAGUACCAGCAACAACAGUAACAAUAUUCUCCUCAACAAUACUAACAAUCCUUCUACUACUACUACUACUAAUUAUAAUAACAACAAUAUCAACAAUAACGAUAAGACCCAAUCAGAUCUUAUGCGUCGAACAAGUAUGAUAUUCAAAAAGAGUUUCCGAGUUGAUUCCAUAAAGGAAGAUACCGGAAAGGAAUCUACGUUGAAUAAAACCACAUCUCGAGCAUCAUCAACAAUUCUUCAUACAAUAAAUUCCUCCAAUACUCCAGCAAAGAAGAAGUGGCUUAGUCGUUCUUCCACUAUUAAGUCAGAGCAAACCAGUGCCAGUAAGAAUAGUAGCACAGUAGCAAGUGGCACAGGUUCGAACGCCACCACCCCAGUUAAAUCGGAAAAGAGAUCGAUCUUUGGCUUUAAGAAAAAGCGGUAG